AUGCCUGCUAAAGAUAAUUCCCAAAUCAAUCCACAAACUCAAUGGAAAAAUAUAAACACCCAUAAUAAUAAUAAUAUUCCGAAUGGAGGACAAUCAAAUCAUAAUAGAAAUGAGCCCACUUAUACAUUACCUGGAGUUAUAAAUUAUUUGACUUCUGAGUUCACUCAUUUGGAAAGGUUUAAAAUAAUCACAAAUUUAGAAAAAUCAGAAAUGAAGUAUAAGAUUUUGCAUUUACAAGGAGAGGUAGAUUCAUUGAAAUUUAUAAACAAAAAGCAACAGGCUAAAAUUAAUAGUUUAGAACAGGAAAUACGAAUAUUGAAGAAAGAUCCUAAUUUAAAAGAUGAAGAGAAAACUGAAACAGACGAUUCUAUCCCGGAAGUAGAUUUGACUAUGAUUAAAGAAUCAAGAAAGCAAUUAAAAGACACAAUGAAAGAAAUAUUUACUAUACUCAAAGCACCAUCAUCAUCACUAGAACAAUUGAAUUUUCCAAACAAAAACGAAAAUGAAUUUGAUGCAUUGAUAGACAAAAGCGAUGAAGACUUUGAUUUCACUAAUUCCUCCAGCACUAAUAAUACAUCACCCAAGUCAAACGUGAUAUCAAGAUUUUUCACAGAUGAAAACGACAUGUCUAUCGAAGAAGAAGUAGCGUCUAGCCGAAAUUAUGUAAAUAGUGAUGAUGACAUUGACGAUGUUUUGGAAAGAGCUUUGUCAAAUGAUAGCGAAGCAGGGACGGUGAUAGGUGACAACGACGAAUCAGAAGAAAGACGAGAAAACAUAAACGAACCACGAGUGGAAGACUCAAAACCAUCAAUAAAUGAUUAUGUCGAUGAAGAGUUUGAUAAUAUAGAGGUUUAUGAUAAUUCGGAAUAUACCAUUUAUUUAAACUUCAAAGAAGCUGAUCAAAACGCUAAAUUGACUACUGUUUCAAAAGGUAACAGGAAAGUAAUAUUUAGUAAAGAACUUUCCUUAUCAAUGAAUCCAAAAAAAAUCUCAAACAUAUUUGCAUUACAUAAUGAAUCGUUUCUAUUAUUGGGAGAUGAAUUAAAGGUACUAGAUUUUCAUGACAAAGCAACUAAGUCCACCAAUUUAUUCUCAACCAAAAGCAACUUUUCAGAAAUCAGAUCGAGUUCAUUACUAAAAUUUGAAUCAAAAUCCGAUCUGAAGUCAAAUAUUUUUGGGUUAGCAAUUAAUGGUAUAACGAAUGGGACUAAAUUGUUUACAUCUAGAAUAUAUCAAUUAACUCAGAACAUAACGACUAAUCAAAUCACUCAAAAAGAAUUAGGAACUUUUGGCAAAAGAUUUUUGAGUAAAAAUAAAAAUGUCAAAAAUAUCACAUUUCUUGGAUGGGAUAAACUAGAUAUUGGUGAUUCAAACACGGAUGAUAAAUCAAGUAUUAGCUCUCUAAAAUCAUCAGGAGACUCAAGUCUAGCUCCAUAUAAUGUUCUAUAUCAAGUGGGAGAUCAAACUUUGCUGGUCAAUUUAAUGCUGAAACAAAUUUCUUAUGAGAUUGAAACAAAUAAUACAUAUUAA
This is a messenger RNA of Lodderomyces pseudojiufengensis, 1530 nucleotides long. RefSeq lists its product as uncharacterized. The coding region runs from base 1 to 1530 and encodes 509 amino acids. The record is from RefSeq and is a predicted model, not a curated record. The transcript has a single exon. Lineage: Eukaryota; Fungi; Ascomycota; Pichiomycetes; Serinales; Debaryomycetaceae.